Messenger RNA from Sugiyamaella lignohabitans, 753 nucleotides. It is a transcript of the gene FPR2, whose product is annotated as peptidylprolyl isomerase family protein FPR2. Lineage: Eukaryota; Fungi; Ascomycota; Dipodascomycetes; Dipodascales; Trichomonascaceae. Gene Ontology annotation, biological process: protein peptidyl-prolyl isomerization. The transcript has a single exon. The coding region runs from base 1 to 753 and encodes 250 amino acids. The record is from RefSeq and is a predicted model, not a curated record. Gene Ontology annotation, molecular function: peptidyl-prolyl cis-trans isomerase activity.
AUGAAGUUGCAAUUGGGUUUGGUCUUGACUGGUCUUUUGGCUGUUGUGGCUGGUGCUGAGCAGCAAGAGAAAUUGCGUAUUGGAAUUCUCAAGAGAGUUGACGGAUGUACCAGAAAGGCCCGUUCGGGCGACUUGGUCGAGGUCCACUACACUGGAAAACUGGCGGACGGAACUGUCUUUGACUCGUCUGUCGAGAGAGGUCAGCCCAUUGAGUUCCCAUUGGGUGUUGGUCGUGUGAUUCAAGGAUGGGAUCAAGGUAUUCUUGGAAUGUGUGUUGGCGAAAAACGGAAAUUGACCAUUCCUCCACACUUGGGAUACGGUGAACAUGGGGCUGGUGGUGCUAUUCCUCCUCAUGCCACUCUUAUUUUCACCACCGAACUUGUUUCUAUCAACGGAGAAGGUUUGCCAGUAGUCGAAGUUCCUGAUUCUCAAGUCCCAGACCUCGACAGCGACUCUCCUACCGAGGACGAAGCAGAUUCGGACGCCGAAACUGACGACAUUGCUGUCUCCUCGGAACCCGAAUCCGACGACUCGGACGCCUCGUCCGACUCAGACUCUGUCGCCGACUCUGAUCCCGACACCGAUGCCACCGACCUCGACGACGACACCCCUGUUUAUCCUUCAUCUAUAACUAAAAGAUUUGUAUAUGCAGAUUUGAAUUUUAGUUCAGAGGUACAGGAGAUGAGAGCUGAGUUGCAAAAACAACAAUUAGAAAGUUAUUUGGCUCUUUUGAAUAAUACAAAAUACUAUUAA